Molecule: messenger RNA, 1042 nt
Organism: Schizophyllum commune H4-8
Lineage: Eukaryota; Fungi; Basidiomycota; Agaricomycetes; Agaricales; Schizophyllaceae
Exons: 3
Coding region: 1-900 (299 amino acids)
Molecular function (GO): protein binding
Source: RefSeq, a predicted model, not a curated record
AUGCACUUUAUCAAGCGUCUGAAGGGCAAGGAGCGCGCCGCAGAUGCCCCGCCACCGGCUUGGGCCCCAGCGCCAGAAAUCUCGCAUGCAGAUGGCUUGUAUAAUGACGCUCCAGACGAAGAGUACCAGAGCGCUGAAGCUUUCUGCGCUGACCAUCUUCCCGACGCUCCGCGCCUUAUCCCAGUUGCCGCGCUGGAGGCAAUGCAGACGCUCGGUUGUCGUGCAUGGGGUAUAGAGCCACCGAGGACGCCACGAUUUGUUGGUCGAAUAACACGACCGGACGAGAACAAAGGUGGUGUCCCCGUCAUCCGCAUCCAGACGCAGAAGCCUUGUCGUAGCACCUGCCUGCUCAGUGAUCUGCCUAUUGUGGCGGGCAUGUACAACGCCCCUGGAAAGGAGGGCGCCUAUUUCGAGAUCAAGGUCUACCAAAUGGAUGGAAUUGUGACGAUUGGAACCGCCUGCCGCCCCUAUCCUGAAUGGCGACACCCUGGGUGGAACCGCCUCUCCGCCGCUCUCCACCUCGACGACUUCCGCAAAUUCUUCGAAGACCCCGACGGCGGGCGCGACUACGACACUGGCGGCAUCCUCACGCGCCUCCGUCCGGGCGAUGUCAUUGGCUGUGGCUACGAGCUCGCAGGCGGGCGCCUGUUCUUCACGUACAACGGCAUACCCCUCCCGCCCGCGUUCUCUGGCAUCUUCAUGCCGAAGCACAACUACGACGUGUUCGCGGCGGUCGGGGUGGAGGGCGCGUGCGAUGUGGAGGUCAAUUUUGGGGGCGAUAUAUUCAUGUGGAAGCCCGGAAACGAGUGGGCGUGGCGUGUAGAGGGUUGUGCGGGGAACAUUGCUGGUCCUUCAGGCGAGCACGACGAUGUGCUGCCGUCUUACGAGGAGUCUAGAUAAUGUUUCUCACGUCCUGGUGCUAUACCUGCUCUAUCGCACGCUAAUCGCCUUUGUAUCGAUAUCUGUUCCGUAUUUAUUCCCCUUAUUCAUGCUCUUUUUGUCUUCGGCUGACUGCCGCUAUCAACGCGCGCUCGUCCAUCCC